CGGCAGGGUGAAGUUGCGCGGAAUGGAAAGCGGAUAGAACAGACAGAAGGAUGCGCGCAGGCGUGAAACGGACGCGGUGAACGCUCGGUAUCCGCGUGGCGCGAGUUAGAAGUUGGCUUCGCGCUUUUAGUCUCGGCCCGUGUCUCUUCUCGUUCAUCUUCGUUCACCCGUCCCGUAGAACGGCCAACGAGAAGGCGAGUUCCCGCUCCUGAGGUCGCCCGCCUGCGAAUUUUCAUCGAAGCCUCGAACGAAGGGAAGAGGAAAAAGGAAAGGGAAAAAGUGUGGAACGAACGGAGUCCGCGACCGGCCGCGGUUUGAACGAUGAAGCGGAUAGACGUUCGGAUCGGCGAUGAUCGUCCUCGUGUUUUCGUCCUCGCCAUGAAACGCCGUCCCCUUUCGUAGCAUCAUCCAUCCCCCCAUUGCAUCGAGGGAGACGCGCGUUCGAUGGAACGCGCCGGAACGGGUGAAAAAUGUCCGAGAAGAGUUCGAACGAAAUUCUCGAGGGGAAGAAGAGGAGCACCGCCCAGCGAAGAUGGCGCAUCCUUGCCAAGGCGUUGAUAGGCACCGUCUCGGAACCGAUCUCCGUCGAUCCUGAGAACGAGAUAUCGGUGCGCCGUUUCACCAGCUUCGAUCUGUUGAGAGUGAAUCGGUUGGAGAGCAAUCCAACCGCGGAUCCGGAUUCGUUCGCGGCUUGGUACGAAUAUUCGACCGUUUUGGACAACAAGUUGUUCACCAUAGAGAUACGCCGGCGAACAAAGAGAAAUUUCACGGCGAACGAGUUGAUCGGGUUCAACAAUACGGGAAACAUCUGCGUCUGGCCGUCGGAGGAAUGUUUGGCUUAUUACUUGUUGAAAAAUCGGCAUCUCUGUCGAAACAGAAGAAUCCUCGAACUCGGUGGCGGUAUGAGCUGUCUGGCGGGGGUGCUCGCCGCCAAGUACUGCGACCCGAAGGAAAUCGCGCUCACGGAUGGGAACGUGACCAGUGUGAACAACGUGCGACGAAUCGUAUCGAGGAACGGCAUGUCCGAUUUCGUCGAGUGUGGCGUGGUACAGUGGGCCAAAGCGGCCAGGGCGAUCAGGGCAGCAAGAUCGGUCAGACCGUUCCUACAUCCCCAUCCCAACGCUCUUCGAGUCAAGAACUGGAGUGGCGGCGCCAAGGAUGUUGCAAAAUUAACGGAAAAACUGUACGACGUGAUCCUGUGCGCGGAUUGUCUUUUCUUCGACGAGGCUCGUUCCGAUUUGGUGGAGACGAUCUACGGCUGGCUGGCAAACGAUGGCCUCGCUCUGGUGAUGGCGCCUAGACGGGGAUCGACUUUUGAACAAUUUGCGGAAGCGGCGAUAAAGAGGGGUUUCGUCGCGCGACAAAUAGAUCGUUACGACGCUACGAUUUGGUCGAGGCAUCUGGAAUUGUUGGAGAACAGCCAGGAAUAUUGUCCAGACCUCCAUUAUCCGAUUCUUCUGGAGCUUACCAAGCAGAAGAAAACGUCGCCAGGAUGAUGAAACUUCGAUCGUCCACCGCGUCGAAAAACGAUCGCGUUUACGAUCCUUUAACGAGAGUUCCUCCCUGCCCCUUCUACCGACCAUUUCGGCCCAUUCCCUUCUUCCAUUCCGUUACCAUUACCCGACUUAGCUUACUUCUUUAUCCUUCUCCCCACCCCUCUCCCGCUUUUUUUCCAGAUGUAUAAUACCUGCCGUUCUCUGCCCAUCCGUUCCAAUAUAUCUAUCUAAGCGGCAACAUCGCAUAAUCGAGAUUAUUAAUUACACGUCGAAUCCGUUCGAUGUACACAAAUUUCUAUUAAGUUAGUUAGAUAGCCAUCGUUAAAUAUUGCUUAUUCGUUGCGCGAUAUACCACGUUUUUUUCCCCCUCUCUUUCCCCACCAACGAGUCGAGUAAACGAUAGUAUUUCAAGUACCUGAUGUUUAGACCGAUAGAAUUGAAAAAUGGUUUGUACACGGCGUAUCUGUACGAUCUACGCUGUUGCCCUGCUGGCAAGAAAAAUAUUUAGAAAUGACGCGACGAGGACGACGUGUUAUACGUAUACGGCGGUAUAUAACCGUUUUUUCGUUUCGUUCCGUUUCGUUUCUCUCUUCUCCGUGAAAUUUUUUUAAGAAAAUUAUUUCCUUCCCUUUUUCGUGAAGAAACGUGUAUUCGUCGGGUACAUUCGUGUCGAACAAAAGCGGCCGAUCGAUCUUCGAAGAAUGAUCUCGUUUCACUCGUUUUACUCGAUCUUCAUAGAUCGAUUUUGACCGAAUACUACGCUUCACAUUUUUCGAUCUCUAUCGAUAUAUAUAUAUAUAUAAAUACUUCUCGAAUACUUUUCGAUGGUAUAUAUAGUAUGUAAACUUCGAUCUAGCUAUUCGAUCAAGGGUCCAAAAUGAACCGAUUAGAAAAAUUAUAUAUAGUAUACGAUCUUUGUUGUAAGGUAAUAAAGACUUUUUUACCGUGCAUCGUUACGCGUUUCAACAGUUCUUCUCAGAUGGACAAUUAUAUUCUUUCAAAAAUAAACGUGUUGAAAAAUGAUAUAAUUUUCAGAUUUGGAAUCUCGCGAAGCGAUAUACAUAUCGCAUGAAUAUUUAUUCGUUUAUACACGUGUUUUUGUUCGUUUGUUUGUCUGUUUAUUUCGUUAAUUUAUCUAUUUUAUUUUCACGUUAUCCACAUUACGUUUCAAUUUAAUAAGAUCGUUUCUUCUAGAAUAUCCGAUAUUUUCUUCCUUCCUUCCUUCCUUCCUUCCUUCCUUCCUUCCUUCCUUCCUUCCUUUCUUUCUUUAUAUCUCUUUUUUUGUUUCUUCUUCUUACUUCUUUUCUCGUUUCGUUACAACCGUGUUGCAAUGUAAAUCGAACCGCAGUCAUGACAAAGGACCAACUUAGUUCAGCCUAGUCAAAGCUACCAAACAAAUUUCCAUUAUCGCGUAUUACCUAUACUUAUAUACCUUUACGAAGGAACAACUAUUUGUGUGUACGUGAGUAUGUGAGUAUGCGUGAGUGACAAGACAUGUAAGAAAACAUUGCAAAUAAAAUAAUAUUUUCAUUUAACA
This is a messenger RNA of Apis laboriosa (Himalayan honeybee), 3033 nucleotides long. RefSeq names its product calmodulin-lysine N-methyltransferase. Bases 471 to 1496 code for a protein of 341 amino acids. The record is from RefSeq and is a predicted model, not a curated record. Gene Ontology annotation, molecular function: calmodulin-lysine N-methyltransferase activity. Gene Ontology annotation, cellular component: cytoplasm. NCBI's taxonomy places the organism in Eukaryota, Metazoa, Arthropoda, Insecta, Hymenoptera, Apidae. The transcript is spliced from 2 exons.